AUGCUUCAACACCAGGAUCAAGCAGAUGCCCGUGUCAAACCCCCGUAUAAGUCUUACAACGGACAGCCUACACGUCACCACUUGAGAAGUAAUACCCGUCCAACCCGUUUGCUGGAAGCACUCUGUAUCACCAGAUAUGUUGACCAACCAUGCAAGCUAGCUCCGGGGAAGCAGCUUGCCAACGGCAACAAUGCACCAGAGAGGCUGGCCCAUCGAGAAGAUCAUCAAUCGCGUCAAUGA
Fusarium venenatum is the source of this 240-nucleotide messenger RNA. NCBI's taxonomy places the organism in Eukaryota, Fungi, Ascomycota, Sordariomycetes, Hypocreales, Nectriaceae. The record is from RefSeq and is a predicted model, not a curated record.